CUGCCCCUCCGCCUGCUCCUGCACUAACCAGUUCAGCAAGGUGGUGUGCACCCGGCGCGGCCUGGCCGAGGUGCCCCCCGGCAUCCCCUCCAACACCCGCUAUCUCAACCUCAUGGAGAACAACAUCCAGAUGAUCCAGGCCGACACCUUCCGCCACCUGCACCACCUGGAGGUGCUGCAGCUGGGCCGGAACGCCAUCCGGCAGAUCGAGGUGGGCGCCUUCAACGGCCUGGCCAGCCUCAACACCCUGGAGCUCUUCGACAACUGGCUGACGGUGAUCCCCAGCGGCGCCUUCGAGUACCUGUCCAAGCUGCGGGAGCUGUGGCUGCGCAACAACCCCAUCGAGAGCAUCCCCAGCUACGCCUUCAACCGCGUGCCCUCCCUCAUGCGCCUCGACCUGGGCGAGCUCAAGAAGCUCGAGUACAUCUCCGAGGGCGCCUUCGAGGGCCUGUACAACCUCAAGUACCUCAACCUGGGGAUGUGCAACAUCAAGGACAUGCCCAACCUGACGCCCCUGGUGGGCCUGGAGGAGCUGGAGAUGUCGGGCAACAACUUCCCCGAGAUCAAGCCGGGCUCCUUCCACGGGCUCAAGUCGCUCAAGAAGCUCUGGAUCAUGAACUCGCAGAUCAGCCUGAUCGAGCGCAACGCCUUCGACGACCUGACGGCGCUGGUGGAGCUCAACCUGGCCCACAACAACCUGUCGUCCCUGCCCCACGACCUGUUCGCCCCGCUGCGCUACCUGGUGGAGCUGCACCUGCACCACAACCCCUGGGACUGCGACUGCGACAUCCUCUGGCUGUCGUGGUGGCUGCGCGACCCCCGCUCCGGGAAGGCGCCAGGCUCCCGAGUUUUGCCGGGAGAGAGGAAUCGGGAUUAA
Molecule: messenger RNA, 877 nt
Organism: Ficedula albicollis (Collared flycatcher)
Lineage: Eukaryota; Metazoa; Chordata; Aves; Passeriformes; Muscicapidae
Product: leucine-rich repeat-containing protein 4-like
Exons: 2
Biological process (GO): excitatory synapse assembly; synaptic membrane adhesion; modulation of chemical synaptic transmission
Cellular component (GO): plasma membrane; glutamatergic synapse; postsynaptic density membrane
Molecular function (GO): protein binding
Source: RefSeq, a predicted model, not a curated record